Fusarium sp. VM40 is the source of this 1389-nucleotide messenger RNA. Lineage: Eukaryota; Fungi; Ascomycota; Sordariomycetes; Hypocreales; Nectriaceae. The record is from the annotation of a GenBank genome assembly.
AUGCCGGAAGAUUACAUGUCCAUACUGAGAAGCCUUCCCUCGGAAGUUGAGAAGGUGAAGCAAACUGCGGUCGGGACAGCCAGAGUAGACUUGGAUGUGCAAACGGGGCCUCCUCGCCAUCUUGCCUCUGGAAUUCUGUACGGAAUACCAGAUAAGGAGAAUCAGAUUCCUGAUCACUUUUACAAAGAUAUCGGGUUCAAUUACGGCCGUGGAGGAGGAUCUCAGCUACCUGGUACAAAAGGUUAUGCUGUCAGCCUCAAGGAUUAUGAGGCACGUUUCGCUUCAGCGUUGAGCAAUUACAGAACCACUCGCAAACAUGGAGGCCAGUUUAUUUACCUCCUCCCAGCAGUUUGGGGUGCAGAUGGUGGACAGUCAGAAGACUUUACUUACCCAGGAGAUAACGACGACUGGACAUCAUGGAAUGCAUUUCUUGACAGGACGCUUGACGAUGUUAUCAAGUCUGAAAUGACCGAAGGACUUGUUAUGGAUAUUUGGAAUGAACCGGACUUGAGUUUCUUCUGGGGUCGUUCCAUGGAACAAUGGUUGGAGUUGUGGACUCGGUCGUUCCAAAAGAUCCGAAAAGCUCUACCCUCUGUAACAAUAACAGGUCCAUGCAUGUCUGCUAUACCUUCAACAUCCCACAAGUGGUGGACUAGCUUUCUCUCGCAUUGCAAAUCUGAUAGUCUUCCUGAUCAAUGGGCAUGGCACAUGGAGAACGACGAUGAAGCUUUCACCAUGGCAAACUCAAUGGCCUCAUUCCAUGCCCUGCUGAAAGAAUUUGAUAUCUCCACUGAGUCACUGGACGUGAACAUCAACGAGUACGCUGUUUAUGGAGAACAAGUUCCCUCUGGCGGUGCUUGGUGGAUCGCUGGUCUUGAACGGGAGAAUGCUCAGGGUCUGAGAGGAAAUUGGGCCAUUGCUGGAGCACUGCAUGACUUCCUUGCAGGGCUUCUAAGUAAACCAGACGCCGGUACCGAUAGCUAUGCGGUCGAGGGCGAAGGAUACUGGCCAUCUGCAGAGUAUCAAGUCUACAAGUACUACGCUUCAAGCAUGACGGGCCAACGUCUCCAGACCAAGCCAAGCGCAGAUACUCUCCUCGAUGUAUAUGCGACAGUCGAUGGCGAUGUUGUACGGAUACUGGCCGGUACUCGUUCAAGACCAGGUGAUUGGGCUAUCGAGAUCAACACAUCUCUUGGAGAUACAAGUGUCAAGGUCAGAACAUUAGCGUUCAAGACUAUAGGUAAGGAUAAGUUUAAGCAGGUUGAUGGGCCAGAGGAUCUGGGCGAGAGGGAAGAGGUGAUCAAGGAUGGGAAGUUGAGGCUCUCAAUGAAGCAUGAAGAUUCAUCAACAGCCUUUACGUUUGAGAUAACCCUUCCCAAGGCAGAGUAG